Molecule: messenger RNA, 2844 nt
Organism: Letharia columbiana
Lineage: Eukaryota; Fungi; Ascomycota; Lecanoromycetes; Lecanorales; Parmeliaceae
Exons: 2
Coding region: 1-2844 (947 amino acids)
Biological process (GO): spliceosomal tri-snRNP complex assembly; mRNA splicing, via spliceosome
Cellular component (GO): U4/U6 x U5 tri-snRNP complex; catalytic step 2 spliceosome
Molecular function (GO): protein binding
Source: RefSeq, a predicted model, not a curated record
AUGUCUGGACGCAAGGACUUCUUGAGUCAGAUCGCGCCUGAAAAUUAUGUCGCUGGGUUGGGACGUGGUGCCACCGGAUUCACAACACGAUCCGACCUAGGCCCAGCGAGGGAGGGCCCAAGUGAAGAUCAGAUCAAAGAAGCUCUAGCGAAACGCGCUGCACAGCUUGGAGCAGCCCCGCCGACAGCAUACGGUGCUACAGAAAAAAAGGAAGAGGACGACGAUGAUGACCGGUUUCAGGAUCCAGAGAACGAGACCGGUUUGUUUGCAAAUGGGCAAUUCGAUCGUGAUGACGACGAGGCAGAUCGUAUAUAUCAAGAUAUCGACGAACGUAUGGAGAAGAGAAGAAAAUCAAGAAGGGAAGCACGCGAAGCCCAGGAGCGAGCAGACUACGAAGCCAACAAUCCGAAGAUCCAACAGCAAUUCGCAGAUCUCAAGCGGAGCCUUGCUAGUGUGUCAGAAGAAGACUGGGCAAACCUACCGGAAGCUGGAGACUUGACUAGGAAAAACAAGAGAACCAAGACUGAGGCCCGCAAUAGAUUUUACGCAGUGCCGGAUAGUGUCAUUGCUGGAGCGAGAGAUUCAACUCAGAUGGACACCAGCGUGGUAGACGAUGGCUCUACUAAUGGAGCAGGUGGAGAUGCCAUGGAUGGGACUAUGACCAAUUUUGCGGACAUCGGAGCUGCAAGAGAUAAGGUGUUGCAGGUUCGGCUGGACCAAGCAGCCCAAUCAGGAGGUGCAGACUCCACAUCAGGCAUUGCCACGAACAUCGAUCCCAAGGGCUACCUAACGAGCCUUUCAAAAUCCGAACUCAAGGCUGGUGAGGUGGAGGUUGGAGAUAUAAACCGUGUGCGAGCCUUACUAGAGUCUGUCAUCAAGACCAACUCACGGCAUGCCCCAGGCUACCUGGCGCUGAGUCGGCUGGAGGAACUCGCUGGAAAAAUAGUUGCAGCAAGGAACGUCAUAGCCAAGGGUUGCGAGAUUUGUGGUUCACAGAGCGAGGAUAUUUGGCUCGAAGCCAUUCGCCUGUCGAGCGGAGGGGACAACCACAAUGGCAAGGUCAUUGCAGCCAAUGCGUUGAAGGCACAGCCACAAUCUACAAGGCUUUGGAUCCAGGCCAUGGAGUUGGAGAACACGAUUCCGGGGAAGAAGCGUGUAAUGCGCAAAGCUGCGGACUUUCUCUCAAAGAGUGUGGUCAUUUGGAAGGAGAUGAUCAAGCUUGAAGACAGCGAACAAGAUGCUAAAUUGCUAUUAGCUAAAGCUACAGAGGAAAUACCGCUCUCCGUAGAGCUCUGGCUGGCGUACGCUCGGCUUGUCGCGCAAACCGAAACACCGGAGAAUGCCCAGAAGGUCCUGAACAAAGCUCGAUUGGCCAACCCAUCCUCGCAUUUGGUCUGGAUAGCGGCUUCGCGGUUAGCAGAAGAAACUGGUAAAGGAAAUCCAGAACAAAUUAUCCGUAGGGCCAUUCAGUCAUUGGCUCGUGAGAAUGCCAUGUUGAAGCGCGAGGAAUGGGUACAGGAGGCGGAGAAAUGCGAGACUGAGGGUGCGAUCAAGACAGCAGCGUGCCUCAUAAGGGAGACCCUGGGCUACGGCCUGGACGAUGAUGACGAUGACCGCAAAAACAUCUGGAUGGAGGAUGCACAAGGGUCUAUCAGUCGAGGCAGAUACGAGACCGCAAGAGCCAUCUACGCCUACGCGUUACGGGUUUACUUCACUUCCAGAAAACUUUGGCGAGCCGCUGUCGACCUCGAAAAAGCUCACGGAACACCAGAAGCUCUCUUUCAGCUUAUGGAAAAGUCAGUCGAGGCCGUGCCCAAUGACGAAGGCCUUUGGAUGAUGUACGCCCGAGAAAAAUGGCGGACCAAUGAGCUUGAUGAAGCACGUAAGAUUCUUGGCCGAGCUUUCAACCAGAACCCGGAGUCCGAAUCCAUAUAUCUUUCCGCCUUCCAACUGGAAGCGGACAACCAUCAAAUAUCGGCCGCGCGGGAACUACUCCGCACCGCUCGCCAAGAAGCCAGUACGGACAGAGUGUGGUACAAGAGUGUUGCUUUCGAGCGUCAACAGGGCGAUAACGAAGCAGCGCUUGAUCUAUGCCAGCAAGCUUUGAAUACAUUUCCAAGUUGCUGGAAAUUACAUGCCUUGAAAGGACAAAUAUACACAUCGAAAGGUCAAAUACCGCAAGCGCGAGAAGCGUACAACGUCGGAACACGGGCAUGCCCCGCAGCUGUACCACUCUUUAUCCUCCUCAGCCGCCUCGAAGAAGCAAGCGGCGUAGUCGUCAAAGCCCGAAGCGUACUCGAACGGGGCCUAAUGUCCUCGCCCAAGAGCGCCGAGCUCCGACUCGAAGCCAUCCGCGUCGAACGCCGAGCGGGCAACAUACCCCAAGCCAAAGUCCUAAUGGCCAAAGCGCUCCAAGCCCUCCCGAGUAGCGGCCUCCUCUGGUCCGAAUCAAUCUGGCACCUUGAACCGCGCACGCAACGUAAACCCCGCAGUCUCGAAGCCAUCAAGAAAUGCGACAACGACCCCACACUCUUCGUGACCGUCGCCCGCGUCUUCUGGAAUGAACGUAAGUUAGACAAAGCCGCAAAUUGGUUCGAGAAGGCGAUUGUGCUGGAUGCGGACUUGGGAGAUACGUGGGCUUGGUACGUCAAGUUUUUGAUGCAGCAUGGGACGGAGGAGAAGAGGAGGGAGGUGGUGGAGAAGUGUGUGGCGAAUGAGCCGAGGCAUGGGGAAGUGUGGCAGAGGGUGAGGAAGGAACCGGCGAACAAGGCGUUGGGGACGGAGGAGGUGUUGAAGAGGGUGGUGCGUUUGUUGGAUGAGGAGGAGAAGGGAAGGGGUGGUUAG